AUGCCGAAAAUGGGGCCUCACACCAAGGCACUCAACGUGUCGUUCACAGACACGAAGCUGGCAAUCCUCAAAAUCAUCGUCACAAGCGCCACAAGCGGCGAGUCUGCUGAGGUUGAGGGAGCUGGCUCGGAGAUCCAAGCUGAGAAUGGCGACUUGGUUACGUUUGAAAUGGAGAAGGAUCCCGUGACGCAGUUGAUCGACAUAAACAUAUCGUUGGGUGGCUCCAACUUCUUCCCACAGACGAAGACGGUGUCCAGUGAGCUGCUCGACCCAUCCAGGGGUGCCAUGACGUCCAACAUCGAGGGACAGGGACUGUCGCUGCCAGCCGCAAGGCUGCACCGAGUGCCAGGUUUUCUCAUGCUUGGCUUUGAGUUCUGGUCCCUCCACAUAUCCUGA
Symbiodinium natans is the source of this 396-nucleotide messenger RNA. Lineage: Eukaryota; Dinophyceae; Suessiales; Symbiodiniaceae. The record is from the annotation of a GenBank genome assembly.